Molecule: messenger RNA, 1358 nt
Organism: Ipomoea nil (Japanese morning glory)
Lineage: Eukaryota; Viridiplantae; Streptophyta; Magnoliopsida; Solanales; Convolvulaceae
Product: PHD finger protein ING2
Exons: 7
Coding region: 151-927 (258 amino acids)
Cellular component (GO): nucleus
Source: RefSeq, a predicted model, not a curated record
GCGAGAAACUGAUAACGAGAAUACAAAGAACCAUUUCAUCAUACGUCGUCGUAUCGCUGUAUAUUCCCAAACUUCUCUUUCCCUCCCGUUUUGUCGAGGAAACCCUAGAGAAACAACGAUCAAUCAAUUCGAAUCAUCCGACGAAAAAUCAUGGCGAUUGCUAGAACUGGCGUUUUUGUCGACGAUUAUUUGGAGUAUUCAAACACAUUGCCCGCUGAGCUUCAGAGACUUCUCAACACUAUUAGAGAACUCGAUGAGCGGUCCCAAGCCAUGAUAAACCACAGUAGGCAGCAGACGAAUUAUUGUGUUGGAUUAGCUUCUCAGACUCAUGGGUCGAGGAAAAGUAAUUAUGAGGACGAUGAAGCCUUUGAGAAGUUGAGGAAGGAGAUUGAGGCAAAUCAGAACAAUGCACUAAGCCUCUGCACAGAGAAAGUUUUGCUUGCAAGACAAGCUCAUGACCUUAUAGAUAGCCACAUAAAACGCCUAGAUGAAGAUCUUAACAACUUCGUAGAAGAUCUGAAGCAAGAGGGAAAAUUACCAGCUGAUGAACCUGCGGUCCUUCCUCCAUUACCUUUGGUCCUCAAAACUGAAAAGCGCAAACCUAUAUAUGGAACACCUCAAUCAAAGAGGCUUGAAUAUAGGGACAGGGAUUGGGACCGCGAGCGUGACAGAGACUUUGAGCUUAUGCCACCUCCAGGAGGCCUCAAAAAGGAUUUCUCUUCUCCAGUUGAUAUUGAUCAACCCAUUGAUCCAAAUGAACCCACUUACUGUGUCUGUCAUCAGGUAUCCUUUGGCGAUAUGAUUGCUUGUGACAAUGAAAAUUGCCAAGGAGGUGAAUGGUUCCAUUAUGCAUGUGUUGGGCUCACGCCUGAGACUAGAUUUAAAGGCAAGUGGUACUGUCCAACCUGCAGACAGUUACCACACUGAUCAGACAUGCUGCUGUUCUUGUGCAUGGUGCUCUAAUGUUUUUGGACUGGAGCACAGUUGGGAAAGGAUUAUUUUAAUUAUGGAACUCUUGUGUAUUUAUGCCUGAGCUGCUCUCAAACAAUAGCUGCAUAUUGUAUAAUGGCAGGUGAAGAAAUGGAAAACAAAUUUUGGAAGGGAGCAAUUUGUGCUAUAAACACUUUAGCUGGGGACUGCAAGAUAGAGUUUGGGAAAGGAGCUUAAUUAGUUUUCACGUCGUCUCAUAGUUUAUAUAAAUCCCCAAGAGAUGCAGUCAGUCUUUAGAUUUAACAAUUGUAAAGUAGACUGCUUUCUUUCUGUAUAUUGACAGCCUGCUUGAGUAAACAAAUCUUUUGAUGAUACACGAUGUGUUUGGAGAUUCAUAUAUUUCAACCAGAUAUGUGUUUGCUUUUAAA